AUGAAAGUUUUAGACUGCAAAUUGUAUACGUUAAUCGCCUAUCUAUUGACAACCGUCUGCGAUGGUGAUUUGAUGAAGGAAUGCCAAUCGCCGCCAGAAGUGGACUCUGACUUUUGUGCGUCGUUGCCUGUGGGAAACUAUAAAUAUCCGUACAACUGCAGCGCCUUCAUUUCGUGCACAGAGUCCUGCCCUGAAUUUGAGUACUGCCCGGCGGGAAAACUUUUCAACAAUCUUUUGCGUAUUUGCGACACACCCGAAGCCGUUGAAUGCACGGAAUCGCCUUACCCAACCCCUCCGUCCACCGAGGCAGAUCCUUGCGUUGGUCAAGCAAACCACAGUGUGUUUCCAUCCGAGAGUGCGUGCAACGAGUUCUUCGUGUGUGUGGACGAUCGUGGUGAAGUGGACCAGUGCCCCGGCCAAAUGCUAUUUAAUCCAGCCCUCCGCAUCUGUGACUAUCCAAACGAUGUCUUGUGUUACGGCGACCAAUCGAGCCAGGAGGUGGAAGAAACGACAUCGACAACGGAGGGGAUAUUCAAUGACUGCGUCGGCCAGAAGCAGGGAACAAGAUUUCCGUACCGGAACAACUGCCAGCAAUAUUACUACUGCUUCGGCAACAACUCUUUCAUAAUCCUUCCCUGCCCCAUUGACAAUUGGUACAACCCGUACAGUGGUAAUUGUGGGCCAGAGGUCUCAGCAGAAGCGUGCCGCGAGGUGACAACAUCUACAACGCUCCUCACCGUACCUCCAACAACGCUAGAGGAGAAGGAAAACCUAUGCGCUGAACAGCAGCUGGGCGUCGCCUUUCCAUUGGAAUCAGACUGCCAACAGUACGUUCUUUGCCUGGGCGGUGGCCAGUCCGCAACUGCCAAGUGUCCAGUGAACGCAUGGUUCGAUCCGAAGACUGGCGACUGCGGACCCAAUGUGUCGCCCACAGCGUGCCUCGACUCGUUUACCACUAGCACAACCGUUCAAACUACCCAAAGCUGGGACGAUCUUUGCGCGGAUCAGAAGCUGGGCUUCUCCUACCCACUUGUGACGAACUGCCAACAGUACAUCCUGUGCAUGGGAGACGGAAGCUACAGCAUAGCCAAUUGCAUUUAUAAUGCCUGGUAUGAUCCCCAAACGGGCAAUUGCGGCCCCGAGGUUUCACCUACAGCCUGCACGGAGAAUGGAGUCGCCACUGAAUCAACUGCCAGUCAAUCCACAACUCCUUCUACAACACACUCUACCAGUUGGACCACCAUUCAGACUCCAGACACAACGACCAGCCUGCCAGUUGAUUCUGAAAUCUGCUCGGGCCAGAGCGAGGGUCAUUACGCUGCCUAUCCCGAAGAUUGCAGCAAAUACAUUGUGUGUGCAAGCCCGGUUCCUAUUGCCUUUUAUUGCAUGAAAGGCUACUACUUUAACGAGGCACUGCAGCAAUGCGUCGAGUGGGAGCUGAGUGAUUGCCCAAAAGGAGAGACGACAACUCCUUCGCCCAGCCAAACCACACCAACUCCAAGUACGACGGUCUGCCACAACAAAGCUGGCGACACCUUACCGUUUCCCGACAAUUGCCAGUGGUUUAUACACUGCCUGGACGAUGUCGUUUAUAUGAUGGGAGUGUGUGGAAGUGGAGAGUUUUUCGACCCGUUGACAGGGCAUUGUGGCCCCGAUGUAUCCCCAGAAGCCUGUCGAUGGGACUACGACUCAACCACUGCAGGCAGCACAGGAACAACCGAACAACAAUCAACGACUAUCAGUACAGAAAGUACUCCAACUACAGAAGCCACAGAUCCCUGCGAGGGCAUGCCUGCUGGUAAACUAGUUCCAUAUCCCAACGACUGCAGCAAGUUCAUAAAAUGUGUGCGACCUUUACCCAUCGUCUAUGACUGUGCAGAGGGUCAAGAAUUCAGUGCAUUCCUCGAACGGUGCAUGGCUCCGUGGGUUGCGAACUGUACAAUCCCAGCCACAACAACUCCGCUUCCUUCUGCCACCACAGCUGAGGGGACUCCAACAGAGGGUAGCUUUUGCGCUGAUCAAGCCGAAGGCUCCCCGGUUCCCUAUCCCGGCAAUUGCAGCAAGUUCAUAGUUUGUCAGGAGCCCAUUCCUGUGGGAUAUGCGUGUACAAAUGGAAAAGAGUUCAGCCCCACUGAUCUGGCCUGCAUGGAGCCCCAACUGGCAGGUUGCAGCACCAAUGAUUUGUUGUUUAAUAAUAAUGAAGUAUUUAUGUGGGAGUCCCUUAAGGCAAUUGCAAGAUUCGUUUGGUAGUCUUGAUGAAAUAUUAAAUGUGCAUUUAUUGACUGUGCUCAGAAUAAUUAAAGUGGGUUCUAGAAUCUAA
Messenger RNA from Drosophila guanche, 2320 nucleotides. RefSeq names its product chitin-binding domain protein cbd-1. The record is from RefSeq and is a predicted model, not a curated record. The coding region runs from base 1 to 2250 and encodes 749 amino acids. The transcript is spliced from 2 exons. Gene Ontology annotation, molecular function: chitin binding. NCBI's taxonomy places the organism in Eukaryota, Metazoa, Arthropoda, Insecta, Diptera, Drosophilidae. Gene Ontology annotation, cellular component: extracellular region.